AAGCGACUCUGUGUUUGCACGUCAUUUGAAAUGUAAAGAGUUCACACAUAAAAAGUACAAAGUCAUUUUAGCUUUGCACCAAAAAAUCUAGAUCUUAUUUUAUUACCAAAAUGGAAGUGGAUUCGCAUCUAGUAAACGCACCAGAGGAUAUAAUCAUGAAAGAAAUCAAGAAGAAACAAAUGAAAAAUGGUAGUCCGAGGUUCUCAGACAAUUGGAGAGCAGUUUUAUCAGAACUGGUGUCGACUAUGUCAUUAUUAUUUUUCGGCUGCAUGACUUGUAUACCUAUCGAUGGAUUACCAAUGAACCCACCCCUAUAUGGCACGAUUGGCUUUGGCCUAGUUGUUCUUAUGAACAUUCAGACAUUUGGACAUAUAUCCGGAGCUCACAUGAAUCCAGCGGUGACAUUAGCAGCUGUUAUGUGGGGGAAGAUGUCCCUUUCUCUUGGCACGGCAUAUUUCGUUGCUCAGUGUGCUGGUGCAGUCAUAGGGUAUGGUAUUUUAAUAGAACUAUCUCCAGUAGAUAUGUCAUCUGGUAUUUGCGCCACCCAACCCCAUGCAAAACACACAGUAUACCAAGCUUUGGCCGUUGAAAUACUUCUGACUGUGGCACUAGUGCUCAUUAUUUGCGCAGUGUGGGAUCCCGUCAAUAAGAAUAAGGAUGAAUCUAAUUCUAUCAAGUUGGGUUUGACAAUUGCAGCACUUUCAAUAGCCGGUGGCCCUUUGACUGGAGCUAGCAUGAAUCCAGUACGAUCUCUCGCUCCAGCAUUGUGGACCAAUACUUGGAAUUCCCAUUGGAUAUACUGGGCGGGACCUUUUCUUGGUGCUGCAGUUGCUGUAUUAUUUUAUAAAUAUGUCUGGUUAAGAGUUAAAAGAGUGAAGGAACCGGAAAUACUCACGGACUGGCAGUCGAAAGAUUGAUGAACAAGUUUAGUAAGAAUUUCACUAUCGAAUAACUUACUCUUACAUAAAAAUACAAUAAAAAAAAUAGGCCGAUUAAUUAAGGUUAAGUUAAAUAACAAUAAAAAAGUUGUAAAAGUUUCCGCUGAUUGUUCAUGCAUAUACAUAUGUAUAUCCUUAUAUUAGGAAUUAAAAAACAGAUUUUACCCACCUAACUCAUUGUAUUGUCAAAAGGUGUUCAUAAUAUAAUUAGCUAGUUUUAUUUUGAAUGAGGUAAGUGAUUUUACAUUUUUAUAAGUGAGGGUAUCUUUUGUACAAUUUUGCGCCUUCAAAAGUUAUAAUUUUUUGCGUAAUUAGUUUUAGUUUUUGUCAAAACUAGAAGACUUGCACGACGGCUACGUAUGAUGCGACUAGAUGUUUCUUUCAAUUCUUUAAAGGAUAUGCCAGUAUCAGUAUAUGUAUAGCUUUGUUUUAGGUUUUUUUAAUAUAAAUACAUAUAUUAUAAAUAUAUAAUUGUUUGAUUGUCAUAA
Messenger RNA from Nymphalis io (European peacock), 1426 nucleotides. RefSeq names its product aquaporin-like. The transcript has a single exon. Gene Ontology annotation, molecular function: water channel activity. The record is from RefSeq and is a predicted model, not a curated record. Gene Ontology annotation, cellular component: plasma membrane. NCBI's taxonomy places the organism in Eukaryota, Metazoa, Arthropoda, Insecta, Lepidoptera, Nymphalidae. Bases 111 to 917 code for a protein of 268 amino acids. Gene Ontology annotation, biological process: transmembrane transport.